UCAGAAAAUACAUUACUCCAUGUACUUCCGCUGUAAACAGUAGUAGAAGAAAUGUGACAGAAACUCAAACUGGAGAAAGUUUGUAUGCCAGAAUGUCACAGAAAGCCAACAGCGACCCCGUGGUUUUGGCGACUGCAGGUUAUGACCACACCAUACGAUUCUGGCAGGCACACACGGGGAUCUGCUACAGAACAGUUCAACACCCCGAUUCUCAAGUGAAUGCCCUAGAAAUCACCCCAGACAAACAGAUGAUUGCAGCUGCAGGUUAUCAGCACAUUCGUAUGUACGAUCUGAACUCAGAUAACCCCAACCCUGUAGUGAAUUAUGAUGGUAUUCAGAAAAAUGUUACCAGUGUAGGCUUCCAUGAGGAGGGGAAGUGGAUGUAUACCGGGGGAGAGGACAACACAGUCCGCAUCUGGGAUCUCAGAACAAGAAGUUUGCAGUGCCAAAGAAUUUUCCAGGCUAAUGCUCCUGUGAAUUGUGUUUGUCUACAUCCAAAUCAGGGAGAAAUAUUUGUUGGAGAUCAGAGUGGCAGGAUUCACAUCUGGGAUCUGAAGAAAGACAGCAGUGAAAGUUUGACUCCGCAGAAAGAUGCUUCUAUUCAGUCCAUUAGUAUUGAUCCUAUGGGAACAAUGAUGGCUGCGAUCAACAAUAAGGGUGUGUGUUACAUAUGGACCCUCUCUGGAGGAAGGGGAACUGACCCAGUCAAAAUCCACUUAAAGAAGACCUUUGAAGCUCACUCCAAAUAUGGAAUCAAAUGUCUGUUCAGUCCCGAUUCAACGAACUUCCUUGCAUUAGUCCACACAAAACCAAGUCCACAGAUAGAUGGAGGGACUAACAUUUGUUUCCCAUUACUGUUCAAUAGUAUGAUGUUACUAGCCACAACCUCUGCUGACCAAACGUGUAAGAUCUGGCGGACGGCUGACCACACAUUGAUGACAGAACUCAAGGAAAACACACAGAGAUGGGUGUGGGACUGUGCAUUUAGCGGAGAUUCCCAGUACAUCAUCACAGCUUCUUCAGACAACAUGGCCCGCCUCUGGUCAGUUGAGUCAGGAGAUGUGAAGAAAGAAUACAGUGGUCACCAGAAAGCUGUGGUCUGUCUCGCCUUUAGAGACGAGUUUGUGCAAUAACCACCAGGGACCAGGGACUCCAUGAUAAAUAACACCCUGUUCAGUUUAGCUACCAUGUAGCGUGUGAAGAUGUGUGGUGUAUGUACAGCAAAAUUUGUUCAUGAAUUCAAAGAAUGCUUGUUGAAUGUCUGGGGUAUAUUGUUAUGUAUUUCAAAUAAAAUGUCAUUUAUACUUUA
Ostrea edulis (European flat oyster) is the source of this 1309-nucleotide messenger RNA. Its product is annotated as target of rapamycin complex subunit lst8-like. Lineage: Eukaryota; Metazoa; Mollusca; Bivalvia; Ostreida; Ostreidae. Gene Ontology annotation, cellular component: TORC2 complex; TORC1 complex. Gene Ontology annotation, molecular function: protein binding. Bases 93 to 1133 code for a protein of 346 amino acids. The record is from RefSeq and is a predicted model, not a curated record. The transcript has 10 exons. Gene Ontology annotation, biological process: TOR signaling; regulation of actin cytoskeleton organization.